Molecule: messenger RNA, 3516 nt
Organism: Aspergillus wentii DTO 134E9
Lineage: Eukaryota; Fungi; Ascomycota; Eurotiomycetes; Eurotiales; Aspergillaceae
Product: lipase ROG1 family protein
Exons: 3
Coding region: 218-3433 (1071 amino acids)
Molecular function (GO): monoacylglycerol lipase activity
Source: RefSeq, a predicted model, not a curated record
UGAUUAUCGACAUGAACUUAUUACUAACUACUUGUAGUUAGCCCAUAGUCAGUCUUCACAUUUAUUGGCUCCCUGAACCGCAUUUGUCGAUCUUGAUGAUUAUGUACAUAGGCAGUAUGCGCUGCUGCGGUGUCUCUCGGCCGCCUGCUUGUGUACUCAAAGGCUUGGGAAAAGCUAGACCCCAACCUUAUAAUGGAAAUGACUGCACUUGGAUUCAAUGUUGAUCACCCCCCGGACAUAUUCAACCUCCCAGACACCAGAUCGAGGGUUCAAUCCCCCUACCAGCGAGAAUCAGCUUACAUUCUAUUCCCUUAGUGGUUGGUGUGCAAAUUCCGCGAAUGCAGAAAUGCUGCUACUCCAUCAAGCCGGAAGUGUCCGAGUCGGUGAGGUAGUUAGGUACACAUUAACUUACACCCCAGCAACCGAUCCCAUUCAACCAAUUCCAGAAAAGCUAUAUAUAAAGGUCAAAAACACGUCGGCCAUUCCGUUGCGAGCUGCAUACCUCCAUGGCCCAUAUACUCUUUACGCAUCUUGUUACCCUUCUAAAUUUGAUCCGAAUCUAAAAUACGAACAACAAGAAACCGAGGGGACCCCAGAAUUUGAACCUUACAUCAAGGCAGGAGGAAACUGGAACUCGACUAUUACUGUACCCCAACGUCUUCGGCAACCAAAGGAACCUACCCCUGUCAACCCUGAGAGCUGCCAAAGUAUAACCUGGGUCAUCGAAAUAGUAUCCCAAGUGAUUUUUUCGAGCACCGCAGCUGUCCGAUUUGAGCUUCUUGUUGGUCGUGAUGAAAGAUCACUAGCAUUGUUAUCUGCUGGUGGAGCUACAGCCAAUGGCCUCCCCCGGCCAGCUCAGCUAGAUGAUCACCGGUCGCCAAAAACAAAGGGCAAGCAAGUGCUUGCCACCAAAGGAGUAUACUCUAAAUCUAUCAAAUUACUUAUAGAUGACACAGUUAGUCUUUGGAACACACCCCCUUUUCCAUCUUUUAGCGAAGAGAAUAAGGCCGCCAAAGCCAACCGGGCCCAGGAUGGUGUAUCAGCAGCUUUCGGAUCACCGGAAGAAUGCUUCAGUGGACCCGAUAGCAUCCCAAAGAAUGGCGAGCUCAAGAAGAAAAAAAUCCAUCUCGUUGUGUUAACCCACGGGUUACACAGCAACCUUGGGGCAGAUAUGCUCUACUUGAAGGAAAGUAUUGAUGCCGCUGCCAAAAAAGCCAAGGAAAAAGUGCAAAGGAACCGAGAGCAUUCCAAGAAGCGCCAUGUUUCCUCGGACCCAUCCACCUCUUCACGAGACAGGACGAACGACUAUGGAGCAGGAAACGAUGCUAAUUCAGAUUCUGACUCUGAUGAUGAGCAAGUUAUAGUCAGGGGUUUCCCUGGAAACGCUGUUCGCACAGAACGUGGAAUACAAUACCUCGGCAAACGUCUUGCAAAAUACGUCUUGUUAAUGACUUACCCGGAUCAGCCAUAUCUCCCCCUUAAGAGCACGAAAGGAAAAUCUCUAUCCAGACCACUUGCCGCCUGGAAAAGCCCAGCGGAGCAGCCUAUCAACAUUCCCACCGCCACAAAUCCUAAUGAGGACCACAAAGAUGGCCAGGAUCAUGCUUACAGAGUUGCUAGCAUCAGCUUUAUUGGUCAUUCGCUUGGUGGUCUUGUCCAGACAUAUGCGAUUGCAUACAUUCAAAAAUACUCCCCUCAAUUCUUCGAAAUGAUCAAACCCAUCAACUUCAUAGCCCUAGCAACGCCUUUCCUUGGUCUCAGCAAUGAGAAUCCGGUGUAUGUUCGGUUUGCCUUGGAUUUAGGGCUUGUCGGUCGGACAGGUCAAGAUCUAGGCCUGAGUUGGACUGCGCCGAGGAUGAGAAGUGGCUGGGGGGCUAUAAUUGGAGGCAAGGGCCAUACCAUAAAACCACAAGCACAUACAGAUCCUGGUUCUAAACCUUUGCUCAGAAUUCUGCCAUGUGGCCCUGCACAUGAAGUGCUCGUCAAGUUCAAGCACCGUACCAUUUACUCUAAUGUGGUCAAUGAUGGAAUAGUCCCUUUACGCACUUCAUGUUUGCUUUUUCUCGAUUGGAAAGGUCUAGAUCGGGUUGAAAAGGCAAGGAGGGGGAAUGGUAUCAUGGGAACAAUGGCUGAAUGGGGCUGGGCAGAAUUAACAGGGGCAAACUCGAAAUCUCCACAGGCCACUCGCCCCGGUGCUGAGGUAACAUUGGGUGAUACUAAUGAAGAAAGUGAUUAUGCAAACAAGACUACUGUGACAGUAACCCCAUGGCAAAGUGAAACCCCUAGCAACAUAAUCCCAACCGACGCACCACCCACUCCCAAACCCAGCCAGUUCCUGAAGCAACCUCACCAGUCAGAAACAGGCAACAUAACAGAGUUAAGCUCGAAGGAAGUUCCGGCACAAUCUUCGCCUCUGGGCCCGUUGAGCAGCUUUUUCUCUAUAUUCCGGCCGAAAGAAACCAAAUCUUCACCUGGGCAUAAACAAACGAAGAUUUACAAGCGCAGCCAGACUCUUUGUGUGUCAGACGGAUCUAUUGAAGCACCAUUGCCUUCUAGAUCGCAUCCCCGGGAAGCAUUGGUUCGCGACAAUUCAUACGAUGAGGGUGGAGUUCAUACCCCGCCAAAGACCACAUUGUUCGAGUCAGCCAGUGAUCUUCUUAUGCCUCCUCUUCCACCCAUUGACUUCAUUGUUGAUCCUGCCUCAAGGCCUCGAACUAUUUUCCAUGACCGGAUAUAUCACCCGGAGGACAUACCUCCCCCGCUACCGUUCAAGCGACGGGCUUUAACAUUUGGGCCGUCACAAAGCAAGAAUCCUCCGAUGCAUCUACCCCCAAGCGGCGAGUCUGAGAGCGGACUGAAAGUUGAGGAAAAAAUCGCGAGGGCUUACCAUCGAAAUUUGUCAUGGCGUAAAGUACUUGUUCGCCUCGAGCCUGAUGCGCAUAACAAUAUUAUUGUGAGACGGAUGUUCACAAACGCAUAUGGUUGGCCUGUAGUCGAGCAUCUCGUUGACACACACUUUGGACAUACUUCCGUGGAUCAACCCGAUGAGUUUGUUAGACGAAACACAGAAAAAGCUAAGUCGUCUAAGAUUAGAACUACUGGUUCUGGCGAUGUUGAAGGUCAGACAGACCCCCAAGUAUCGUGUCAUAAUGCCACAAGUGAAAUUCAAGAGACUACUGACCAGAGAGGAUUUUGUAUUACCGAAAACCUUUCGCGUUCCCACAAGGAGAGGGUGGCAGCAGUUCCAGUCGAAGAAGUGACCCAAAAUCCUUUGGGGGUUGAUAUGGAAUCGGAUGUAUCGAUAGUCUCAGGGGGCGACUCAGCCAGGUGGUGUGAUCAUGGUUUUGAUGAUGAUGAUGAUGACGGUGAAUCGGAGUUCGGAGAGGGUGAAGGUGGUUUUGAUAAUCUUAUGAUAAGGAUAAGAAAUCAAUAAACAGAUGGUCCGUUUUGGGGGAGGGGGGGGGAGGAAGCUCCCCAUGGAAUAGGUAAAUGCUAUCUGCAUAUAUAUAUAUAUAU